UUUAUUCUUUAUCAAAAACUUAUGUGUUUAACUCUUCGUCUUCUUCUUCUCGUGAUUACUCCAAAAACCUAAAUCAAAUACAGAAUCUCAACUUUUUCGAUUUCAUGUUCAUCAGAACCUAUCAGUGUGUUUGAUAAGUACAGCGAUCUAUUGUUUAUUUUUUGUUCAAAUUACUUUGUAGACGUUUAGUUUUUCUUUUUAUAGUCCUAUAAUCCUAUUGAUUAAAUUGUUUAAAUCUUUGUAUCGUUAGUGAAUAACGAUAGUUUAUAAAUGUUUGAAGCUUGAUUUUUUAGUCUACAAUCACUUUAGGUUUUGUUUUCGAUAAUCUUUAGGUUUUGUUUUACUUCUUCUAAUUGAAAGUUGUCGAUGAAAUCAAGGUCUGAAAAUUCGUGUAGAAGAUCUGUUUUGGCCAACCAAAACAACAAACCUGCUUCAGAGGAGAAGAUGAACAGAAGACAUCCACGAAGAUUAGAGACAGCUAUGGGGAACAGAUAUAUACACAGAUGAUUCCGAUCUCUUUGCUGUUAGUUCUUAUGCACACAGUUUAUUGUCGUCCUCCAUUGGCAUUGCAAGAGUUGUGUGCUAUCAUCAGAGUCUUGCCGUCACAAGAUUGACAUAUAUAUGUUUAGACUAUACCUCGAAGCUAAGAAACAAUCAGUUACAGAGUUGAGCGGUGUUAUAUAGUGAAGAAGGUGGAACUAUAGAACUGGAACCAACACAUUCCUGAGGAGUGGAGCCAACACUUGCACCAAUGGCUGUUGAGAAGUCUAUGACCACCAUAGCUGCAGCUUCGGUUGAAAAGAAGGAAGAAGGUGGACCGAUUGGUUUAAAAGAGACCCGGUUCACUCGACCUGCGUUGCGUCGUUGCCUAUAUAUAAACAAACACUCGACCUUCCUCAACUCCCCUCUUCUCGCUUUCGCGCACUGAACUUUCCACAGUGAGAAGAAAAAAAAAAAAGAGAAAGAUGACUCUAACUCUAAGCAUGGCGGAAACCCUAGACGCUCUAAUCGAUAACAACCCCCAAGAAACCGAUUACUCCUCCUACGCUCAUCAUCCCGAGCAGGAAGAAGACAACAACAACAUCGAUCUCUCUCUCCUCCGCAUCAACAGCUUCGGUAACUCCUCCGAUCGCCGCCGCCGUGCGAACUCCUCUCCUCCGCGCGGAUCUUUCGGCUCUUCUCUUCGCCCCUCCCCGGAGUCUAAAGAAGCCGACGAGCCUAUGGGAUACUCGAAGAUUCCUCUUCCCGUGGAUUGCAAUCCGUCGACGCGAGUCCGUUCGUCUCCGAUCUACAAACGAUCUCUCUCCGAUACGUUUGCUUCCCGAAGAAGCCGUGUCGCUCAAGAAACAGCACUGCCGCCACGGCCGCCGGUCUUCCGGAGGUGCGUCUCCGAUCUCUCGCCGGGACGUCCGCAGGCGUUUCGUGGACCUUCUUCUCGAGAAACUGAUCUUGCGGUUGAAGAAACGUCUGAAGCCAAUAAGAUGCUCUAUGCUAUCAAGAAUGGAGUUUUUGAAUUGGAUCAGUGGUGUAACAAGCUUCUACAGUACGGUGAAUCGGUCUCUUCUCUGAAACAAGAUGGCGGCAGUCCUAAGCGUGUUAUCAGGGAGGGAGUUCGUGAAUUGGAUCAGUGGUGUAACAAGCUCAUCAAGUACGGUGAAGCUGUGAAGCCAGACGACAGUCCUAAGGGAGUUGAGUCACCAGAGGAGGAGCACGAGAAAGAGGGUAAAGAAGGAGUGAAGGUGGACAGAGUUGGUGAGGCUUUUGUUGUUGAGAUCAACUGUCCUUGUGGAAGAAACUACAGAACUCUCUUCUCUGGCCGUGACUGCUACUACAAGCUCUUGUAGACCAUGGUUUUCAUCAUCCGUACGUACGUAUGUGGAAGGAUCUCUCUCUCUCAUCCUCACAAAGCUGCUGGUAGAUAGACGUACGCACACUGUUUCGUGCUUGCAGAUACUAGCUAUACACACAUUUCGUUUCAUUUGUACAGAUUGUGUUCCAUACGCUUCGUUUCAUAGAGAUAAUAUACACAUUGAUUGUUCUAGUGUCAUACUCUUGUUACCCUUAUUCGUUGA
Raphanus sativus (radish) is the source of this 2072-nucleotide messenger RNA. RefSeq lists its product as uncharacterized. The record is from RefSeq and is a predicted model, not a curated record. The transcript has 9 exons. Lineage: Eukaryota; Viridiplantae; Streptophyta; Magnoliopsida; Brassicales; Brassicaceae. The coding region runs from base 966 to 1844 and encodes 292 amino acids.